UUUAUCUAUCCCUGUUCAAUUUGCUACGUACUAUUAUUUCUUAUCCUGUUGGUUUUGUUUAAUUUGAUAGCAACUAAAAUUUUGUUGCUGGGAGUCGUGGAAGGGAAAGCCUAGGGCUGAAUCAAUGAUUAAUUGAGGGGGGAAAUCCCUCAACCAUACAUAAUGGCAACUCAACAAUAAUUUAGUCUCAGAUAGCUGCUGAAAGCACUGAGAGGUUGAGAUUUAUUUGUCUAUGAGACCACACGGCUACCGUGUGUCAAAGAUAAAGCCUGAACUGAAUUAUUCUUGAUGCUAAGGCCAAAACUCUACCCAUAAUAUCUAUCAUGUUGAAGUGAGGGAGUGAACAUUUUGGGGUUAAAGUCUUGUGCUUUAAAUAGCUUCGGGUGCGGACGCGCCAACAUUUUUCUUUUCUUUUGCUGAAAUUUACAUCCCACUGUUUUUAGACGUUUCCAGCCGGCACAGUUAAUGAGCACCACAAAGGAUGGGGAUUUAGGGGUCCCAGUGUGCCAGAAGCUAGUAGUAUCCAAUGCUGGGGGGUGAGGGGGGGGUGGGUUUUUUUUUUUUUUUUUGGAAGGCCAAAGGCACCAGAAAGUGUGUGGAUGUGUGCAUGCCUAGACAUGAAACGCAGGUCUAGGAGGUCCAGGGAAGGAAGGCAGCUGUAGUCAAGGCCUGCCCUUCCUCUCUCAGACCCUCUGACUCCACCCCCGCAGGCUCAAGAGAAGAGACGUUCGGCCACCUCCCAGGUCGUCCUUGACCAAGUUAGCCCACUAAAAGGGGUAUCUGCCAUCCCACCCCGCUCUUUCCCUCCUCACACCAAGCUUCUCACGGUACGAAGGAGUAGCAGCGUAGAGCGGGACGCCCCUAUGGCCAAUUCCUCGCCCCGAGAGGAUGAGACUCUGGUCACACAGCAAAUUUGCAGCUUGGGCCUUCUACCACCGCCGAAGAAACAGUGUGGCGUGCCCUUGGCCGAGGACGUGGCUGAGCUGUCCGUGCAGGAUGCCUCCGGCAAAGGGAUCCCGUUCGGGGAGCUCUUCCGGGAACGCCGGGCUAUCGUCGUGUUCGUGAGGCAUUUCUUGUGUUACACGUGUAAAGAAUAUGUGGAAGAUCUGGCCAAAAUCCCCAAGAGUUUCUUACAAGAUGCUAAUGUCACACUAAUAGUUAUUGGACAGUCAUCUUUCCAACACAUUGAGCCUUUCUGCAAGUUGACAGGGUAUUCUCAUGAAAUCUAUGUCGACACUGAGAGAAAAAUUUAUAGAAAACUUGGAAUGAACAAAGGGGAAGGAAUUGCUUCAUCAGAGCAGAGUCCACAUGUGAAAUCCAACCUACUCUCAGGAAGCAUUCAAAGUCUGUGGAGAGCUAUGACUGGCCCUAUCUUUGAUUUUCAAGGAGAUCCAGCUCAACAAGGUGGAACACUCAUUUUGGGUCCUGAACCUAGGUGGCAGGCACUAUUUAUAAUUAUCUCCAUUGACAGAGCUAGGAAGUUUUUUAAUUCUUCUGUUCCAGGUAACAACAUCCAUUUUAUACACCUUGAUAAGAAUAGACUAGAUCACAAGCCUAUAAAUUCUAUUUUGCAGCUUGCAGGAGUUCAAACAGUGAACUUUACAAAUAAAUCUUUCAUAAUUCACAUAUAAUUUAGAGACACUUCUCUUUUCAAGACUUUGUUCUUAGAGGGGAAAAGUCUUCAAAAUACAAUUAUGAAAUGAUUAAGAAAUAACCUAUCAGAUAUUUGCUUGUUCUAAAUUUAACCUAAAUAUCACUAUGAAAUAACAAAAAUAUUUAUAAAGAAUUCUUUUUGUAGCAGGUCAUAGCUCACAUACAAUGCACAGAAAAAUCUGUCCAGUGGUCACAGAUGGCAGACCACCUGUUUAGUCAUCUGGUAGACCCUUCUGGUUGAAUAUCAGUGGGGCUGGAUAAGAAAAUGUUGAUUGUUCAGUUCAACCCAUUCAUGGAUAAAUAGUCACAACAAACACAUGUUCAACUGACAGUUUUGCUAUGAAUUACUUCAUUUUUAUUUUCUUUUUUGCACACAUAGAUAGCAUAGAGAUGAAAUGUUUGAAAGUUAAGUGAUAUAUUUAAAAUACAGGCAAAUGUAUUUUUUGAAAAGCAAUGUUUCAAAUUUUCAAAAAACUGGUAACAUUUCUUAUAGUA
Messenger RNA from Gracilinanus agilis (Agile Gracile Mouse Opossum), 2148 nucleotides. RefSeq names its product peroxiredoxin like 2C (gene PRXL2C). The transcript is spliced from 7 exons. NCBI's taxonomy places the organism in Eukaryota, Metazoa, Chordata, Mammalia, Didelphimorphia, Didelphidae. Bases 864 to 1631 code for a protein of 255 amino acids. The record is from RefSeq and is a predicted model, not a curated record.